CGCGUCCUUCUUUCCAACCUCGGCGUUCCACAAACGAAAAAUAACCUCCUGAGAGUUGGAACCCAUCUGGGAAACACAAUGGAUAAACGGACUGAGAUCAACGAGGCUCCAGAGGCUGUGGAGAUGGAUGUCGUGAAGGAGCACAUGAACUAUGAUCUGGUGGAUCGUGAGGUCGCCGAGUACGCAAAUGAGACAAUCGUGGAGGUCGACGAGGCCACCAGCCGCCGACUCAAAAGACUUAUCGACAAGCGGGUGAUGGUGGUCAUGGUCAUCACAUAUUUGGUUCAAACCUUGGAUAAAGGAACGAUGUCUUACGCCUCGAUCAUGGGCAUUCAAGCAGACGCCCACCUGGUGGGCCAGCAGUAUUCAUGGAUGACAACAAUUCUGUACAUGAUAAUCUUGGUGGUGGAGUUUCCGGAAAACUACAUCAUUCAACGGGUGCCCAUCGCCAAGUGGCUGUCGGGUAACAUCAUCUUGUGGGGAAUCACGCUCGCACUUCAGGCUGCAAUGAAGAAUUUCGAAGGCCUUAUUACCCUACGAGCCUUCCUCGGUGUAUUCGAAGCCACCAGUCAACCAGCGUUUACUCUAUUAUCGUCCAUUUGGUACACCCGAGAGGAGCAGGGUGGCGCGGUCACCUUCUGGUUUAUGAUGAACGGACUGAAUCAAAUUCUUGGUGGUCUCCUAGCGUUUUGCUUCUCGUUCGUUCCCGCCACCUCGCCGAUCAGCUCGUGGCAGGCGCUCUUCAUGACGUAUGGUAUUCUGACUGUUAUAUGGGGCGUCUUUGUGGGCUGGUGGAUGCCCGACUCGCCCAUGAGGGCGCACUGUUUCACUGAAAAUGACAAGCGUCUCAUGGUGGAGCGUGUGCGCCGCAAUCGCACUGGCUUGCAAAAUCGCAAGUUCCGCAAGGAACAAGUGUGGGAAGUUGUCAAAGAUCCGCAGGUUUAUGCCAUUGCCCUUAUUCAGCUAUUGCUCACUAUUCCUUCUGGCGGUCUCGGCGCCUUCAACAACAUCAUCGUCAAGUCAUUCGGAUUCACCACCUGGCAAACCCAGCUUCUCCAAAUGGUUUCCGGCGUCGUUCAGCUCACCGCCAUGCUCGGGGCUGUUUGGGUUGAGAAACGAUAUAAGCAAACAAUUUUCCCCAUGAUGGCCUCGGUGGUGCCCACAAUUGCCGGUGUCAUUGUGCUCCUCACUGUUCCAUUUUCCCAUGAUAAGCGAGUCGGCCUUCUCUUCGCAUAUUAUAUUAUGAUAGCUUACUGGGGUUGUGCUGGUCUCGCUCUCUCGAUUGUGACCCGCAAUAUCGCUGGACAGACCAAGAAGAGCGUGGUCAUCGCCGUUAACUUUGUGUUCUGGGCUGUCGGCAAUGCGAUCGGCCCGCAGACCUUCCGCUCCAAGAAUGCGCCACGCUAUUUCCCAGCACUUGCGGCUGUGUUAGGCUGUUUUGUGCUCUUGGAGGUGGUUCUUCUUUCGCUGCGCACAUGGUAUGUCAGUGAGAAUAAGAGACGCGAUCGAAAAAUUGAGCAAGGGGAAGUAACAGCGGAUACGGCGUUUGCCCACUCCUUCGAGGACGUCACCGAUCGAGAGAACCCCCACUUCCGCUACGUCUAUUGA
Molecule: messenger RNA, 1608 nt
Organism: Penicillium canariense
Lineage: Eukaryota; Fungi; Ascomycota; Eurotiomycetes; Eurotiales; Aspergillaceae
Exons: 6
Biological process (GO): transmembrane transport
Cellular component (GO): membrane
Molecular function (GO): transmembrane transporter activity
Source: RefSeq, a predicted model, not a curated record